Molecule: messenger RNA, 1223 nt
Organism: Gopherus flavomarginatus (Mexican gopher tortoise)
Lineage: Eukaryota; Metazoa; Chordata; Testudines; Testudinidae
Exons: 2
Coding region: 91-801 (236 amino acids)
Source: RefSeq, a predicted model, not a curated record
AUCGUCAAUCUAUCCAACUACACACUCAGCCCAGAAGAAAAGUCUGUCCUAUCUCGGGGACUCUCUUUCUGCCCUGCCACCCCCACCAACAUGAUACAGUUCUGUGGCGAUCUGGAAGCCUACUUUCGCAGUCUCCGACUCAAAGAAUACUUCCAGGACAACACUGAACAGUGCACUGAUACACGGAUGCCCUCCCACCAACAGCACAAGAAGAAGAACUCCACAUGGACUCCUCCUGAGGGUCGAAAUGACAGUCUGGACCUCUACAUUGAAUGCUUCCGCCGACGUGCACAGGCAGAAAUUGUGGAAAAACAACAUCGCUUGCCUCAUAACCUAAGUCGUGCAGAACGCAAUGCCAUCCACAGCCUCAGAAGCCACCCAGACAUUAUCAUCAAAGAGGCUGAUAAAGGAGGUGCUGUUGUCAUCAUGAACAGGUCUGACUACCAAAAGGAGGCUGCCAAACAACUCUCCAACACCAAAUUCUACAGGCCACUUCCCUCAGAUCCCACUGAGGAAUACACUAAGAAACUGCAACAUCUACUCAGGACACUCCCUACACUAACACCGGAACAAAUCAACAUACCCUUAGAGCCCCGACCAGGGUUAUUCUAUCUACUACCCAAGAUCCACAAACCCGGAAAUCCUGGACGCCCCAUCAUCUCGGGCAUUGGCACUCUCACUGAAGGACUGUCUGGAUAUAUGGACUCUCUACUCAGACCCUAUGCCACCAGCACUCCCAGCUAUCUCCGUGACACCACUGAUUUCCUGAGGAAACUACAAAGCAUUGGUGACCUUCCAUAAAACACCAUCCUAGCCACCAUGGAUGUAGAGGCUCUCUACACGAACAUCCCACACACAGAUGGAAUACAAGCUGUCAGGAACAGUAUCCCUGAUGAUGCCACAGCACAACUGGCUGCUGAGCUCUGUGCCUUUAUCCUCACACACAACUAUUUCAAAUUUGAUGACAAUCUAUAUCUCCAGAUCAGUGGCACCGCUAUGGGCACCCGCAUGGCCCCACAAUAUGCCAAUAUUUUUAUGGCUGACCUGGAACAACGCUUCCUCAGCUCUCGUCCACUCACGCCCCUUCUCUACCUACGCUACAUUGAUGACAUCUUCAUCAUCUGGACCCAUGGGAAGGAGUCUCUGGAAAAAUUCCACCACGAUUUCAACAGCUUCCACCCCACCAUCAACCUCAGCCUGGACCAGUCUACACAGGAGGUCCA